Amborella trichopoda is the source of this 2229-nucleotide messenger RNA. RefSeq names its product FRIGIDA-like protein (gene FRI). The record is from RefSeq and is a predicted model, not a curated record. Lineage: Eukaryota; Viridiplantae; Streptophyta; Magnoliopsida; Amborellales; Amborellaceae.
AAAAUUUGGAUCUCAAAUCCCUGCCUGAGAAGGAAAAAGAAAAGUUGGAAGGCCAUUGAAGGAGAGACACAUACAAACAGCCGCGGCCGCUGACGCUCCACAACACGACCCCGCAAAUAAAUUCCUGCUUGGAAGUUACUCGAGAGUUACGAGAGAGGGGAGGGUUUUUGUGCGACUUUCAGGGCUGAUUGCUUCUCCAUUUCAGGCUUCGAUGCACGCAAGCUUCUAGACCCGAGCUCUAGCCCAAACCCUAACUCUUCAAUGUCUGGGAACAGUAACCCUAACCCUAAGUCUUCAUCUAUAGAGAAGGGGAUGAGCUCCUCCACCUCAGUUAUUGAAUCCGUAAACGAGUUACAGAGCCUCUCCUCGGCUCUCUCUAAUUUCACAGCUCGCUGGAACGAGCUGCAUACCCACCUCAACUCCAUUCACAAAGCCAUAGAUUCCAGACUCACCACCACAAACUCCAAUACUAAGAACAAGAACCCAAAUUCAACGGCAGAUGGUGAAGAAAAAAACAGUAAGAAUGACGGAAAAGAAGAGCUUCUUCAGUCAAGUUUCGAAGCCCUGUGCAAGCAGAUGGAUGGAAAGGCUCUCAGGAGAUUUGUCACUAUUAAUCUAAGCCAAAUAGACAGCAUAAGGAAAAUGGCACCCGGUGCCCUAAUGUCAGCCCCUGAUCCUGCCAAGCUAAUAUUGGAUUGCAUGGGAGGGUUCUAUUUGCAGCAUGUGAAUGCUUUCAGCAAGCACUCCCCUCUCAUUGGGAUUCGCAGGGCCUGUAUCCUCCUUCUCGAGUUUUUUGUGGCAUCUAGCUUGGAGGUUUCAAGCGUGGUGCAGGAGGAGGCAAAGAGUGUUUCAAUUGCUUGGAGGGAGAGGUUAAUUAAGGAGGGUGGGGUUGCAAAGGCCACUGGCAUGGAUGCUUUAGGAUUGCUGCUCUUUGUUGCUGCUUUUGGGGUGCCUCCUCAACUUGAGAACGAGGAUCUCUACCAUCUUAUGCGGUUGGUGAACCUUCGCAAGAGAGCUCUGGUUCUUCGUUGCUCACCGAGAUUCAUGAAAAAACUUCCUGAUGUGAUCGAAGGACUGAUCAGCAGAGGGAAUCAGGUUGCAGCUGUGGAUCUUGCUUACACUUUUGGGCUUCAGGAUAAGUUCAAACCACUGCCUCUGCUGAAGGCCUUCCUGGAAGAUGCUAGGAAAGGAAAGAAAAAACAGGGCCCCCCUGAUGCUGAAUGGAUUGGUCGACUAGCCGCUCUAAACUCUGUGAUCAAGUGUGCUAAAGAUCACAAAUUUGAAGCUGCUAUAUCUGGUUGGAACCUCAAUGCCGAAGUGGCCAAGCUAGAGAAAGAGAAGCCAAAGAGGAAAGUAGACAAGAUUGAGAAGAGGAAAGCAGACAAGAUUGAGAAGCCAAAGCUAGGAGUGGUAAAGAAACGGUCUCGGCCUUCCAUGGUUUUACCAAAAACGGCUUCUGGUCAUGUGGUUUUGCCAUCCAAUGACCGGGGUAUUGGAGCGAAGUCCGCUAGACUCACUAUGGGUGUCUUUGAUGCUCAUCAACUGGCGAGCUCGACUGAUGGGUUUGUGACGAUGGGGAAUGGCACUGGGUUGGGAACAAGUGGUAGUAUGGGUUUCUUAGUGGGAGGUGGAAUGGGGUCAUAUGGAUGGCAAGCAGAAGGGUUAUACAGUAGAAACAAUGAUAACAUGGGUCAAAAUGUGUUAAUGCCAACAACGUAUCCAUCUUCAUUACCUGGUGUUAAUUUAAGUGGGUCUAAUUUGUAUUCCUCCUCGGAUCCUCAUCUUGAAAACGUGUCAUACUAUGGUGGCUAUUCUCACCUUGAUAACAGCAUUGCUGCUUAUCAGCCAUCUUGUUAGCACUUGUGUAUCCUCUGGUUCAUUUUCUGGUUCUGAGUCUCCUCGGGAUCAUUUUUUGGGUACUACGUCUUAAUGUACUGGAUCCAACAGGUGGCAUUGGGGUUGGAGGGUGGUGUAUCUAGCCCUUGAGUUAAUGCCUGUCUAUUUGAAUUGACAGAGAUGGUAGGGGUCUCUUAGUUGUCAUCAGGUUCAUUUCAUGAGUGGAGCCUCUCUGUUGGAAGGACAAUAUUGGUGGGAUUGAAAUAGAGCUGCAAGUCAGAUUUUUACCUUGAUAAAUUUGAUCAUGUAAUACAUCAUGUAUGGAGUUUAAUUUCCAUGCUCUACAUAUUUUAAUUGUUUAUAGCAUUUUGUUACACUUCAGUUAGACCUCAA